CAAUCGUAAUAGAAAUUAUGAAUGAUCCAGGAACGAAUAAAAUUCUAAACAGAAAAUGAACAGAUUUUGUCUUUGAACGUUCCACUAAAUGUUAAUUGAAUUAAAUUGUAAAAUCAUUUUCGAAAUAUUAUUUCUAUUUCAUCUAACUUGUAACCAACGACACCGCAGUCAACGAAAUGUCAAAAGGGUAUCAGUUGAACGUGUCCUGAGGCAGGAGCUGGAUCGAAUGCACCACGCGGAACCGCAAUAGGCGACCUCGUCGGCCUUGGAAAAGACGCGCUCGACUGAUGCUUAGGAUCGAUAGUAGAUCAGACGGAUAAAAAUAAUGUCUAGCCUGAGCGUACCCACCCACAUGCCAUUUGCAGUUAGAUAAACUAGAGGCGAAGAUCAGUUCAAGGGAAGCAUAAUGCUUUUCCCUUGACUUGUAUGCAUCUCAUUCCACGAUCGCUAUAAAUAAUUGAUUAUAUCCUUAGUAGUUCUUUCGAUGCUUUUUUCGUUGAGCCGUUGUGAUGAGGAAAAGAGAGCACGGCAUUGACUCUUUCUCGCAGUGGCCCAGUUUACUUAAUAAUGAUACAUGCCCAUAAGUUAUAUCUUGCGGAACAUGUACACCUUCUGUCUGAUGACUAUGCUCAUGACGAUUCUCCUGACCGCGGAGGCUGGCGAUAUGAUGCGGAAGAGCAUCGUGUUCGACAAAAACACACCGGACGUAUUCUACUGUCCGCAAUCGAAGCCGACUGGCUUUGAGAAGAUGAUCGUGAACGCGAAACCGUUAUCGAGACUCUGCCAGUUCGAAGGGAAACCGAUCCCGCCUGAUUACAAGAGCGAUUGUUAUAACGACGUGGACGAGACGGAAUACGCGUGCAAAGAGAAGUACCGGAUCAUGAAGCGAUUCAGAAACAAAGCAGAGGAGGAUGAAAACACCGUGGACCACUUCAUUGAGAAGUAGAUGUGAAAUUGGCACAGCGCGGCCGAAGAACGCGUGCAAUUUUGCGAAAUGAUCGCGUCGGGUCCCCCGCUAAUGCUCAAGCUUGCAAUUUCCCAUUCUAAAAUCUUUUUCCAAAUUAGCAAUCCAAUCAAAUAAUUCAUGGAUUAAUAAAACGUCCAAUAUUGUACUACAACAUAUGACAGUAUUAUACGAAGACAUUUUUUUAUACGCAUUUAUUUAUGUUCAGUAUUUAAUGUUCGUCCGUUUUUUAUCUACUCUUGAAAUUAAUCAUAACGAUUGGAUUUUAUACCGGUGCUCUGGACUUUCCGAGUUUGGUGGCCGGAAU
This is a messenger RNA of Ceratina calcarata, 1271 nucleotides long. RefSeq lists its product as uncharacterized. Lineage: Eukaryota; Metazoa; Arthropoda; Insecta; Hymenoptera; Apidae. The record is from RefSeq and is a predicted model, not a curated record. Bases 575 to 946 code for a protein of 123 amino acids. The transcript is spliced from 4 exons.